Molecule: messenger RNA, 1510 nt
Organism: Anopheles coluzzii
Lineage: Eukaryota; Metazoa; Arthropoda; Insecta; Diptera; Culicidae
Gene: rdgBbeta
Product: cytoplasmic phosphatidylinositol transfer protein 1
Exons: 7
Coding region: 238-1044 (268 amino acids)
Biological process (GO): phospholipid transport
Cellular component (GO): cytoplasm
Molecular function (GO): phosphatidylinositol transfer activity; phosphatidylinositol binding
Source: RefSeq, a predicted model, not a curated record
AAAUCGAUAGCGAACAUCUGAACCAUGUCAAACCCCUCAAAACCCCAUCAAAAGUGAAGAAAUAAUCUUUUACAAAAUAUAAGCCGCAUCUUACCUGUACAUCAAACGAAUCGCUGGAAAUACAUUCGUUGUUUUGAUACCCACCGAAGAUUGUAAUUGAAGUACAAUUAGUGUAAUAUAUCCUGCUAAAGUUAAUUAGAAUAGAUCGGUUUAUUAAGUAAUCAAGGGUAGGAAAGCAUGGUGCUCAUUAAAGAAUAUCGAAUAUGCAUGCCACUGACCGUGGAGGAAUAUAAAAUUGGUCAGCUCUAUAUGAUAGCGCGCCACAGCCUCGAGCAAUCGGAUGAUGGAGAAGGAGUGGAGGUGAUUGAAAAUAAGGAAUGUUUUGAUCCCGAACACGGCAAAGGGCAGUACACCGAGAAACGGAUACACUUGUCCAGCCGUCUCCCAUACUGGCUGCAGGCUGUUUGCCCUAAGGUAUUUUAUGUUAUUGAGAAGGGCUGGAACUACUAUCCGUACACGGUGACAGAAUAUACAUGCUCGUUUAUACCAAAAUUACAUAUUCGUAUCCUGACGCGGUUUGAAGACAAUGCUGGCACUUCGGAAAACUGCUUGAAUCUGCCAGAAGAAACUUUGGCAAAUCGGAUAGUUGAUCAUGUAGACAUUGCGUUUGAAGAGCCAUCUGAAAAGCACUACAAAAAAGAGGAGGAUCCCAAAUUCUUCAAAUCCCGCAUCACCGGACGCGGACCGCUCGUAGAGGGCUGGCGUCAAACUGAUGAGCCCAUGAUGUGUUCCUACAAAUUGGUGGAAGCUUCCUUCGAAGUUUGGGGACUCCAGACAAGGGUUGAGGACUUCAUUCAAAAGUGUAUCCGGGACGUACUUCUACUGGGGCACAGACAAGCGUUCGCUUGGAUCGAUGAGUGGCAUGGAAUGAGCAUUGACGACGUACGCAUGUAUGAGAAAGAUAAACAGACGGAAGCGAAUGAUAAGCUGCGACAAUCGUUACCUCCUGCACUGGCAACUGAUAAGGCCCAGGAGACCACUUAGCUCAUCACCACGAAUUAAGCUAACGUAGAUUCUUUUAGAUGGUGCAUGGACUCUUCGUCCAUUGCCGUUUCUCGCCCAGUCUAGGCAAAGUAACUUAGAAAACAAAAAACGGAACUAGUGUCUGCGGUUGGUAGUUGAAUGAUAUAUCUUGGAUCGAUAUUUUCCUUCGAUAGCUCAACAAUCCUCGCUCAGCCGACUAAUCAGGAGACGACCAAAUAACUAGUUCAGCUAAGAUCGUAAACGUCCUACGAUAGAAUCUCCGGGACAAAGUGGUACAAAUUAUAUCUAUUCUCGAAUAAUGUCACUAGAUUUUAUUGCCCUAAAAUCAUCGAUGUCCUAUACGUGCACUAAGGUUGCAAACGAAAUAGCUUUCUCAGUAGUCAAAUACUUUAAAUACGGACUGGGUUUCGUCAAUCAUCAUCUAGAAGAGAAUAAAAGCAGUUGGUAGUAAAUGGUUAGUAAAGAA